AUAGAGGAAUCCAAGCUGACAGCUUCCCUAAUAGAGCAUGAGUAACUCGGCUCGAGAAGCAGGCAAGCGUUGGAUUGCAGCAGAAUUUUCACUUCGACGUUUUCAAGAGCAUGUUUAGGAUUUAGCUCGUUUUCUUUCGACGGCUUGUCAGCAUCCGAGACGAUCUCUAAAAAUGCACCCGAGAAUCGACUUGGAACAUUGGAGGGAAUUCUUCUUUUUCUGCCUGAUCUUUUCUGUGUCGUCCGGAGAGGUCCGUUACGUCCUCCCCGAGGAGAUGCAGCCGGGUUCUGUCAUCGGGAACGUCGCACGGGAUCUGGGUCUGGAAAUGGGGGAGCUGGGUGCUCGUCGUGCCCGCGUUAUUGCGGACGGAAGCAGCCAGCUGUGCGAGCUGGACCUGUCGUCGGGCGAUCUUUUGAUCCGCCAGCGGAUCGACCGAGAGGAGCUCUGCGCGCAAGGCAGCGUGUGUACCGUCCAGAAUCAGCUUUUACUUCAGGACCCGCUUCAAGCCUUCGCUCUGCUUUUAGACAUUGCAGACAUUAACGACAAUACUCCAGCGUUCGCCGCGGAGGAGAUCAACCUCGAUUUGGUCGAGUCCACAGUUCUCGGGAGACGUUUUCCGCUGGAGAGUGCGCAUGACCCCGAUCUGGGCACAAACUCCGUCAGCGAAUACAAAUUGAGCCCGAAUGACCAUUUUGCCCUGGAACUGAGUACCCAAAUCAACGGAAAUGCAUAUCCGGAGCUUGUUCUUAAAAAGGCGCUGGACCGAGAGGCGCGAGCCGAACAUGUGCUGAAAAUCAACGGCAUUGACAAGGGAAGUCCAGCCAGAACCGGGACCGCUUCUAUCCGCAUCCGUGUUUUGGACGCCAACGAUAAUGUGCCGGUUUUCAGUCAACGGGUUUACAGAGCGUCUGUUCCGGAAAACUCUGUCACGGGGACUUUGAUAGCGCAACUGAAUGCCACGGACUUGGAUGACAGUCUGUAUGGAGCGAUAACAUACUCCUUCAGUCACCUGACGGACAAGACCAGAGGAGUUUUUCACAUCGACCCGCUGAGCGGUGAAGUUGGCGUGGCGGGCGUCCUCGACUACGAGGAGGCCAGCACUCACGAGCUGGACGUCCAAGCCAAAGACGGAGGCGGCCAGGCCUCCCACUGCAAACUUCUCAUCGACGUCAUCGACGUCAACGACAACAAACCCGUGAUCGAGAUCAAGUCGGCGUCGGCCGACAUGCCGGAAGACUCCACGGCGGGAACAAUGGUGGCCCUCAUCAAUAUUUAUGACACGGACACUGGAAAUAGCGGACACGUCACGUGCUCGGUUCCCGACAAUGUCCCGUUUCAAAUAGUAUCGGGAGUGAAAAAUUAUUAUAUGUUGGUGACGGCCGGGACGCUCGACCGAGAGGUUCAAUCGGCGUAUAACGUUUCUGUUACCGCCACCGACUCGGGCUCUCCCCCACUCGAGAGCGUCAAAGUUUUAUCAAUCGUGGUUCAUGACGUAAACGACAACGCCCCCAUUUUUACGCAGAGCCGGUACACCGCCACCAUCUUGGAAAAUCAACCCGUUGGCACGUUUGUUAUGAAACUGAUAGCGCAAGACGCCGACGACGGUUCCAAUGCGAAGUUAAUGUACCAACUAUCAAAAGAAACAAAUUCAGAUGUUUCCUCUUUCCUUACCAUCAACACGGAAACGGGAGAGCUUUUCACGUCGCGGCUCUUCGAUUACGAGCAGUCGGUUUACUUCCAAAUCACGGUGGAGGCGAGAGAUGGCGGCGACCCCCAACUCGCCACCAGCUGCACCGUCAACGUUUUUAUCCAAGACCAAAACGACAACGCGCCGGUGGUUCUGUAUCCUGCGCAAGCCUUCGUCGCUGAGGACGUGGUGCCCCUCGAAGCGCCGAGAGGCUACCUGGUGACCAAGGUGGUGGCGGUAGACGGCGACUCGGGCCACAACGCCUGGUUGUCCUACAGAAUCGUCAAAGAAACCCAGCCCGAUCUGUUUACGGUGGGCUUGCACACGGGCGAGAUUCGAACCUCGCGAGCCUUCGUGGAGCUCGAUGAACGGAAGCAAACGAUCGUUAUCGCGGUCACCGAUAACGGGCCGGGUGCCCUGUCUGCCACAGCCACACUUAGUAUCGCCAUUGGCGAGGGCUUGCCCGUUCUGCAAGAACUCUUUGAGGUGGCCGAUGAACCUCAGGGCAACGGUAACCUGAGGCUCUUCUUGAUUGUCGCCCUGUUCACUGUUUCUUUUCUCUUAAUUCUUUUAAUCGCCGGAGUGUUUUAUUUUAAGCUUUGUCGCCGUAGUUACGUGUACCGCUCCACCGCCGACGGUCUCCCCGUUUUCCCCACGACAUACUACCCACCGAGUUUCACAGAUUUCAGUGGCUGUGGGACAUUGCUGCAAGACGAUCGCUACGAUCCCUUUCUGACCACCGGCUCGUGGAGAGGCGACUUUCGCUUCGGCUCAAACACGGACACGGACACCCUCAAGAAAAGGAGCGCGGCUUAUCAAAAGAGCGCGCUUCGGCGCACCAGUGCAGACAGAGCUACCUUAAAGGUUCGGGCCGGCCCCUCACAUCCUUGUUAUGUGGUCACUUGAAAACUGGCUGCAAGGAUUGCACAUGUAGUAGAUGUCAAAAGUUGACACACCCCGGUUCCCAUGCUCGGUUUUUGUGAUUUUAAAAAGUGAGACCAAGAUAAACCAUUUUUAAACUUUUUCCUACCAUUUAUGUGACCUAUAAUCGAGACCACUCAAUUGAAUCAAGAACAUGACAUCUUUUCGAGAGGGAAGUAAAAAUAAAUGACUAAAAUGAUGUGCUUGCAAAAGUGUGCACACCCUCCUAUACUGGGAUUCGGCUGUGUUUAUAGUUAAAAUUUAUGUUAAAUGGGAGUCACUAAUUAAAGUAACUUCAAAUAAAGUUCAGGUGUUCGGGUAGGUUUUUUUCUAACAUUUGUUUUGCUUUCGAGCAGAAGCCUCUGAAGGGUUUGUGCCGACACUGACUGCUCUUUGGAACUGUUCAUAAUUCCCUCCACCUUGACUAAGGCUCCAGUUCCACUUUAAGAAACGUAACCUCAAACCUUGAUACUUUCACCUCCAUGCUCGGUGGGCUUUUGGUGAUUUUGUGGUUGUGUUAGAGCUAAACCAACCUUUUGUAAUUAUGGCCACAAGUUUCAAACUUGGAAUCAUUGGGCCAGAACACAUUUUCCCACAUGUGUUUGGGAGAUUUUGUCAUCACAGUCUGAUGAAAUCGAGGUUGAAUUUUUUGAACCGUCGUUCCAAAAGGUAUAUUUGGCGCAAACGCAACACUGCUCAUCACCAAAAGAACAACAUACCAGCAGUGAAGCUUGGUGGUGGCAGUAUCCUUCUUUGGGGCGUCAGGAGCGGGAGUCUUAGUCACGGUGAAGGGAAUUGUGAACAGUUCCAAAUCGUAGUCGGUGUUAGCACAAAACCUCCAAGCUUCUGCUAGAAAGCACACACACACACACACACAAAAUGUCAGGAAAAGCCUACUUGAGCUUAUUUGGGGUUAAUCAGAGUUACUUGUGUGUGACAGGUGUGUUCUGUCUCACAUUUAACAUGAGUGUGAAUUUGAUUGGUUCAUUCUGAACACAGCCCCGCCGUCGCCAAUUAUAAGAGGGUGUGCACACUUGUGCAAUCACAUCGCAGAUGUUUGUUUUGACUUCCUCUCUCUAAAUUUAGAUAAAAAAAAAAAAACAGUUUCAUUUGA
Phycodurus eques (leafy seadragon) is the source of this 3722-nucleotide messenger RNA. RefSeq names its product protocadherin gamma-A7. Gene Ontology annotation, cellular component: plasma membrane. The record is from RefSeq and is a predicted model, not a curated record. Gene Ontology annotation, biological process: homophilic cell-cell adhesion. NCBI's taxonomy places the organism in Eukaryota, Metazoa, Chordata, Actinopteri, Syngnathiformes, Syngnathidae. Gene Ontology annotation, molecular function: calcium ion binding. The coding region runs from base 173 to 2593 and encodes 806 amino acids. The transcript has a single exon.